Molecule: messenger RNA, 1585 nt
Organism: Boleophthalmus pectinirostris (great blue-spotted mudskipper)
Lineage: Eukaryota; Metazoa; Chordata; Actinopteri; Gobiiformes; Gobiidae
Product: interferon-induced protein 44-like
Exons: 8
Coding region: 534-1409 (291 amino acids)
Source: RefSeq, a predicted model, not a curated record
UUCCUUGUUGUAAAGUGCUUCGAGUGCCUUGAAGGUGGAAAAGUGCUAUAGAAAAAUGUGAACAUUUACCAUGAUUGUCAUUUCAAUUAGAUUUAAAUACAUUUUAAGAAGUAAACAGUGUCAAUUUCUACUUCUACUUUGUGCUUCAAUAUCUGAAAGGUCCUUUUGCUGCAUCUGAGAUUCUGAGCCCUCAGCUCUUUUAAGAAGGAAAAACAGAAGUGUAGACUCUUUCAAGCCAGCUCAGGUCUGUUCUGUCCUGUGACUCAUGGUUUGGUCAGGAAUAGCAAUAUUACAGUUAAAUAAUGUUAUGUAUGUAGUUUCUGUUCAAUUAAUCUUGUACUGCAAUGAGGAAAUUCACGGGUGUAGGUGACUUAACAUUUUCUACCACAAACGCCAACAUGUUGAAAUAUCUCUGCCACAAUCAUGUCUGAAAAAAGCACAAAAACGAAACCGAUUUACAAAAAUGAACUGACUUACAAACAAACCUCAGUUUUGCCCUGGGAACCAACGACAUCAGAUGUUCUUUGAGAAAGAUGUUUAAACGCUCAAAACCCCCAGCACCUCCCUCUCCAAAGCUUCUCCAUGCGGACUGGAGACAGAUACCAUCAUGGGAAAAGGACGAUUAUCUGCAGUACAUUAAUAAUUAUGAACCGGACCAAAAAGAGGUAGAACACCUCAGGAUUUUGCUUCAUGGACCAAGUAACGCCGGCAAGUCCAGUUUCAUCAACUCAGUGGAGACAGCUUUACGAGGAAGAAUGACUGGACAGGCUUUAGUUGGUGUUGGCAAUGACAGCUUCACCUCAAAGUAUCAAAUGCACAAAAUACAAAAAAGAAAACCUGGGAACUUCUAUCCGUUUGUCUUCAAUGACAUCAUGGGACUAGAGAAAGACAAUAAAGGCAUUAAUGUGGAUGACAUCAAAGAGGCCAUGAAGGGACACGUGAAAGAUGGGUAUGCGUUUAAUCCUCACUCCUCAUUUUCAAGUGAAGACCUGCAGCAUUACAACAAAAGCCCGACUGUCAAUGACCAGACACAUGUUCUGGUGUGUGUCGUCUCAGCCAGUACCCUCAGUAUCAUGAGUCCUGAAGUCAUUGACAAGAUGAAAGUAGUCCGACUUGCAGCAAAAGACUUGGGGAUUCCUCAAAUGGCCAUUGUUACUAAGAUUGAUGAGGCCUGUCCUGAGGUUCAGUCUAACUUGAGGAAUGUCUACAGAAGCAAGUUUGUGAAAAAUCAGAUUGACAAACUCAGCGUAUCCCUGGGCAUUCCUCUAAACUGCAUCUUCCCUGUGAAGAACUACCACAAGGAGAUCUGUAGAGACGAUGACAUUGAAAAACUCAUUCUGAUGGCCCUGAAGCAAAUGAUUGAUUUUGGGGAAGAUUUUGUAAACAACUGUACUGAGAAAGCGAUUUAAUCAUCAAAUUCUUCUUUUUGCAAGUUGCGAAAAUCCUUUGUAAUCACAUCACACCACUUCCUUUAUUAAUUUUUGAUUUGCGUUUUUUUCUUUUCAGUUUUAACCAUAGAUCUGUUUAUCUUAACAACCAAAAAUAUGUUCUUAUAAUUCAGCAAAUUCACUAAAAUUUAAAUUGC